Messenger RNA from Paramisgurnus dabryanus, 7660 nucleotides. RefSeq names its product potassium channel tetramerization domain containing 16b (gene kctd16b). Gene Ontology annotation, molecular function: protein binding. The record is from RefSeq and is a predicted model, not a curated record. Gene Ontology annotation, biological process: regulation of G protein-coupled receptor signaling pathway; protein homooligomerization. Gene Ontology annotation, cellular component: signaling receptor complex; presynaptic membrane; postsynaptic membrane. Lineage: Eukaryota; Metazoa; Chordata; Actinopteri; Cypriniformes; Cobitidae.
AGCAGCUGAGGCAGUUUCCUCGCGACACAGCCCUGAUCGCGCCGGUACAGAGACGAGAUUUCUGGAUCUUCUUUACUUUAAAACCCCACCGGCGCAAAACGGGGUUGAUAUUUUACCGGAGAACACCGACAGAUUGGAUUUGUCUGUAAACAGCUGGAUUUUAUCGAUCAACCCAAUCCCAGUAUUCUGUGCCAUUUUGAGCUGCUUUUAACUCGCACCUGGGGCAAAAGGAAAGCGGCUAUCUCUAAAUGUCUCCAACUGUGUCUGGAACAUCAAAAAGUUAAGAUUCAAACAGCAGCUUAACUUGUUGGGAACUUUGGAACUGAUUUACAGUAUAAAUGUUUCGUUUUCACUACUAGUGCGUGGAUAAAUCAACAUUUUGACUGAAUACUGACAUUGGAUAGUUGAUAUUGCAACUCUAGUUGUUUAUUUGUAUGAAAACGUAUUGGUUUUUAGAUGCUUGAGCCAUGCCUUUCUCCAUCCGACGCUUGAUCUGGGUGGCAAAGGAUGCUGAGCAACCGAUGCUCUUACGCAAGGUGCGAGUCUCUGGUGAGCGCGUGAAGCUCGUUCACGGAUGAUGCGCCCAUUGGUUGUUUGGUCUUCCUAUUCUCUGGACGUUUUUAUUUGACAGAAAGUAGCUAUCCGACUUGUUAAUUUCGUUGAAAUGCUAUAACUAUUGGCAGUUACUGUUUAUAGUGAUUUGUUUAAUCACCUCUCUAAGCAAUAGAGCGAAGUUUCCGUCGUUUAUUUUGGUGGUAAUUUCGAGGAUUUCUCGGCACCCAUGACCGAAACAAUGGCGUUAAGUGGAAACUCUCGAGCCCAGCCUACAGCCAAAGACCAAAGCUCCGUUCAAAACAGUUUCCCCGACGUUAUUGAGCUUAACGUCGGUGGCCAAGUGUAUUAUACCCGCCACUGCACGUUAAUAAGCAACCCGGGCUCCCUUCUGGGAAAAAUAUUCUCUCCUAAAAAUAACGCGUCUAACGAUCUCGCCAGAGAUCCCAAAGGUCGUUACUUCAUCGACCGGGAUGGGUUUUUGUUCAGAUAUGUUUUGGACUUCCUCCGUGACAGGCAAGUCGUCCUCCCUGAUCAUUUCCCCGAGAAGGGACGGCUGAGGAAAGAAGCUGAGUACUUUCAGUUGCCCGACUUGGUUAAACUGUUAACCCCGGACGAUUUGAAACCGAGCCCCGACGAAUUCAUCCACAGCGAUUACGAGGAUUCUCAAGGAAGCGACCAGCGCGUGUGCCCACCGCCGUCGGUCGUUCCCGCCGACCGAAAGAGCGGGUUCAUAACCGUCGGAUACCGCGGAUCGUGCACUACUGGCAGAGAGGGUCAAACCGACACCAAAUUCCGAAGGGUGCCGAGGAUUAUGAUAUGCGGGAGGAUCGCGUUGGCCAAAGAAGUUUUUGGAGAGACGUUGAAUGAGAGCAGGGACCCGGAUAGGACACCGGACAGAUACACGUCCCGCUUUUACCUCAAGUUCAAACACCUGGAGCGCGCGUUUGACAUGCUCUCGGAAUGCGGAUUCCAGAUGGUCGCGUGCAACUCGUCGGUGACGGCCUCGUUCGUCAACCAGCUCACUGACGACAAGAUAUGGUCAAGUUACACUGAGUACGUCUUUUACCGUGGCCCUUCUCGUUGGACUUCUCCGCCUUGCGACUGUUGCUGUAAAGGACACAAAGGCGAUGGCGAAGGUGAGAGUGGGACGUCCUUCAACGAGCUGUCCACCUCCAGUUCUGAAAGCCACUCUGAGGCCAGCUCCCCGCAAGGUACCGUCAUCCGCGGCCCGGUCAGCCGGCAGACGCACGUGCAGACGUUGGACCGGCCUCCUAAGAAAGGCCCCGUUCAGCAUCUUCUCCAACAGCAGCAGUCCGAGCACCGCCGCAAGAGCGAUCUUCUGCGAACACUCACCGCCAGCUCCCGGGACACAAGCACCAGCAAGAAGCGGCAAGCGAAGGAAAAGCUGACCGUGGAGGAGGAGCUGGAGAAGUGCAUCCAGGACUUCCGCAAGAUCAAGAUUCCGGAGCACUUUCCCGAACGCAAGUACAUGUGGCAGGCCGAUCUCCUGCGCAAAUAUCGCCUUUGAAGGAUGGAGAGCGUUUUUAAGACUAAAUCUGAAGCUACAAUGAUGAACGUGUUGUAACUAUCACUACCACUAUUGCAACUAUCACAAUACUACUGCCUCUGACUUUACUUUGAUAUCAAUCUUGGUCAGUUACAAUGGUUAACAGUUUAGUUCUGGCUUAAACCAGCAUGAACUGUUUCAGACUGGUUUAUGCUGGCGAUACUGGUUCAAACCAACACAGCCAUGUUGUCCACAAAUAAAAUCUGGCCUUUUUAGUCAAGCAGGUUCAGAGCUGGUUAAACUAGUUAAGAAACUGGCGACCUGUUGAACAUCUUUUCAGCAGGGUGGACCGCAGAUUCGCUGAUAGUUUACUUGUAAGCACAUGCAAUUUUGUAGAUUUCCAGAGCAAUGUAAGCAUUUUUUUUGGGGGGGGGGGCACAGCUACAUGCGCCUGUCUUUCGGGUCUCCCUUGUUGAGUUCAAAUUUGUGUGCGAUUGUGCGUUUGUUACAAGUGAUCUUUCGACAUCGCUAUGUUAGUGACACUGAGAUUGAGUUGAGGUGGCCGAGAGGUUGAACGAUGAACGUGUAUCCAACUCAUAAAUAAUGCAUGCACUCCCAACUGUGCCCUUUCUAAGAAUAGCCACUGCCCUGGCGGAUGGGAGAGAGGGUUUCCAUUUCAACACUUACAGAAGCACUGGAGACCACAAAGCCAAAUCCGUUUCCCCUUUUUGGAUUUUGCAUGCUCCAUUAAUGUAUCUUACUGUAGCUAAGCUACAAUCAGUGACCCUUUCAGAUCCCUCAAGAUCCAGUCAUGGCUUACAAAAGGGGUUGCGGGUGGAAACUCAAUAGCAUCACAUUAAGCUUUUGAGACUUGACUUCCUGAAACAUAUUGAUUAAAACACAUGAUAUUCCACGGGGGAGUGAGUGAUGGCUUACGUUUGGGAAGAGGUUAAAGGUUGAGUACGGAAUGUUUGGGAAAAUAAAUAUAAUACUGUAUAUUUCAGAUAUAGUCAACACAAACUGAAAUACACAAACAUAUAGAGUUUAUAAGGUUGUGCAAUGUCUUCUGAUAGUAUAAGGACAGUAGAGUUAAUAUUUAUUUCAUUUUGAUGAGGUACAUAAAUGAUGCUAAUUCAGAUGGUAAUAAUUAUAAUAAGUGGUGUAUGGGUGUUGUGAUUAAUCGUGGAUACAUGGAAAGCAUGUUGGGUCAUUUUUAGACACAUCAAUACGAAGCAGCUUACGGUAUACUCUUAAAAAAAAUCCUUUUUGAUUUAACCCAGUGUUGGGCCAAACAUUUUUUGUUAAAACAACCCAGCACAUAUAUAAUUACAAUCAAACGUGUUGUGUUUGUCCCUUUUUGACCCAGUGUUGGGUAACCCAGCAUUUUUCAGAGUAAGACAUAUAUUUUUGUUUUGUUUUGCAGAACUUGCUGCUCGAGCUGUAUUUAUUAUGAUAUUAAACAAGUAAUGCCAAACUCUGAUAUUGCAAAAAUAUUAUAAUAAUAUGCUUUGAAUACUAUUUGUAUGCUACUGAUAUGAGGUUUAAUUUAAAUGUAAUAAUGGUGGAAGUGGGAAAAUUAUGAUCUGCAUCUAUUAAUUUUCUGAUCUUUUAUUAUGUUUCCUAAAAGUUAUAACUUCAGGUAUAACAAAAAGGGACGAACCCAGAUGUUGGGUUAAUGUUUAUAUUUGAACCAACAAUGGGCUAAAACAACCUAUCAUACAGUAAGUUAAAUUACAUCAGUUUUUUGACCCAACGCUGGGUUGAAAAUACCCAAGCAUAUUUUAGGCCUUGUCCACACUGACACGGGUAUUUUUUAUAACCGUGACUUUUUUACGCGAUUCGGCCAUUCGUCCAUAUGGAAACGCAAUAUCAGCUCACUGAAACCAAACAUUUUUGAAAACCCCUACCAGGGUGAAGAUUUUCAGAAACCGGUUGCAGUGGUAAAACCAGGGUUUUUGCUUCUGAUUAAGGCUUCUGAUUGGCCAGAGUGCGGCAUACUCUUGACAGCGCGUGUUAUCGUGUUUUUCCAUUUUCAUGUAGGCGGAAAUUUUUUUUAAACCGAACAUGUGUGGACGGGAUUUUUUUUUUAAACGCAGGAGGUUAUAAAAAUACCCUUGGCCGUGUGGAAUAAUCUUUAGAGUGCGUCUUUAACGUGAGUUUUUUUUUAAAUAUUAGAUUAAUUCAUUAUCAAAAAUAUGGCUAGACAUUCAAAGAAAUAUUCAUGCAGGCUUUGUUUCAUGUCAUCUAUUAGCAUUGCAUUCGUUAAAUCAAAAGCCGCUUGCUGCUCUGUCAAGCAAAAAAAGAAAAAAACAUACAAAUGUUUUAAAAAGCAAUAUACACGGUCAGAAAAUUUUUACAAAACUACCUUUUUGAUAGCUGGGGUGGAACUUUCAAAGGCUCAUUUUUCUAACUUUAUAGGUAUACAUUAAAAUGUUCUAGGUUUUAGGGUACAAUAUUAUACCUGACAUGGGGUGCGUUUCCCGAACAAUGACGUAACUCGCUGCUGAACCAUCAUAUGAUGCAUAGUUGGAGAAACAAACUACCUUGUCAAGAUGGUUUCCCGAAAACAUAGUAACUUAGUCACACAUUCGUUGUUUGAACCAUGUUGAUUCAACAACAUAGUUGAUGAUUUCACAUGGGAGGUGGAGUACUAACUAAUCUGUUAAUGUCAGAUUAUUGCUGUAAAUAACAUAUAUUGCAUCGGAAGACUGAUUUUGUUAUCGUGAUUUAGUUUUCUGAUGUUUAUUUUUAAGAUAUUUAAUUCAUGUGCAAGUUCCCUCUUACAUCACUCCUCCCAGGGAUUCCCCAGGGUCUUAAAGCUCGUUUGACUGUGCACAUGCGCAGUUUUCAAAUGCAGCACUUUAAUUUUGUUUACAAAUUUAUAAACAUGAAAAUUACAUUUGAUAUAUUUAGAAUUAUGUAUAAAGAAUGCACUUCAUGUUUUUUGCUUAUUUCUUUCAAAAGCAUGAUCAAUGUAAGUCUAAAUAUUAUUAUAACAAGAACCUAUGAUUCUAGUGACAGGUGAAGAGCUGUCAUUCAAACCACACAAGUUUGCAAUGCAGCUUGCGAAUGUCCGUUUGAACUAUGUUUUCAGGAAACACCAAAUAGUUAAACUUUUAAGUAACGACGAAACUUAUGACAGUAGUUGGUUAACAAUACUUUUGGGAAACGCACUCCUGUUUGUGUACCUUAAUAACCAUUUUUGUAGCAGUAAAAUUUUAGGGGUACAAAAUAGUCAACUGUACCUUUAAAGGUAUACAAUGGGUACUUAAACACGGGGUGCAUGAUCUCUGAAAGCCAAUGAUAAUAUUUGAAAUCACCUAAAUAAACACGCCCCUACCCCAAUAGAACCUGGCCUUCUUUUGAUAGACCCGCCCCACACAUACGCGACCCAGGCAACAAUGUCGGUUAGUAGACACGCCCCUUACUGCUGAGUGUGAUUUGGUAGUCAAUCAUGCACCCCGCCUUUAAUGUACAGUAGGCACAGUAAUGUACCCAAAAGGUACAACCUUGUAUUAUGUUAGUAUACCUGUACAAAACAAAAUGGAACACUGAGGUACCACCCCAAAGACAGAAAAGGUGCCAAUUAUUAAGAUAGCGGAGAACAUCUAUAAACGUAGAAAAAAAACUUUAUCUUCUUUUCAAAUACACACUAGAAAAUACAUGGUCACAUUUUCAGACAAUUACAGUAGAAUUGCAGUGAUGUCUAACACGUGUCUUUAUUCAAUCAUUAGAUUUAUUUUAAUGUGAAUGUGCUAAUGAAAAGAAGAUAUUAUUGUAAGAUAGACUGAUGUAGUGUUACUGGGAAUGUACACUAGUGAUAUGUUUGAAAAGGAAUGUCAUGAUAAAACCAAAGGUCAGGUACUGUACAGUUAGGGGGGUAAUGAUGCGCAUGGCCUUGUACAAAGGAUCUUUUUAUUUUAGAAUAUGAAUGAAUAUUCUAAUCAAAAUCUGCCCUCCAGUCUCUCAUUCCCCCAUCACAAGGUCUGCUUACUGGAUAAAUUAUAUUACAGGAGUGAAGACAGAAAGAAUAGCAUGUAUAAUAAAAUAUAUUCUUCAUCAUCUGAGCACUUUAAGGAAACAGUAAAGUCAUUAUUUUAGCCCAAAUGCCUGCACAUUUCCAAACACUGGCUAUAGUAUAAAUAGCAUUACAAAUCACGGUAACACUUUAUAUUACAAUGUCUUUGUUACACAUAUAUUUACUAUAGUAAUAACAGUGAAUUAUACAUAAGUACAUGCAGCUAAAGCUUAUCCAAACCCUAACCCUGUACUAAGAACAUGUUGUUAGUACUCUGUACUUAAAUAUACAGUGUAACAAGGCCAGCUUAAAAUAAAGAGUAACAAAGAUAUUUUAUAUUUAAUAAUAACAGAAAUAAAUAACAUAUAAGUGUCGACAAUUUCAGUUUUUAAUUACAGAGAGAUUACUAUUUGAAUAAAUAAAUCACUAUUAUUAUAAAAAAGUAGCACACAGGCUAAAGUAACAAUAGAUAAAUAGCUUUAUAACAGUAUGAACUGAAGUCUGUUGACUGAUAGCAAGCAGGCAUCACACACUGACAGUCAUGAUCAUGUGAUCUGGGUAUUUUCCCCUUAUAUUCAAUAGGCCUACGGCUAUAUCCUAAAUCUUGCUUCCAGCCAAGCGAUAAGCACAUUAUCAUGUGUUUGCACAAUGUUCACUAGCAUUGUUAUCUUCUAUUUCAAGUUCUGCACCCAAAGUUUUACAUUUUAAAGAUUCAGCAAACGAAUAUUCAACUCUCAGCAGUUUCACAUCUGCACAUUUUUCAAUAUCCUGCACAAUUCUCUUCAAUGUUCUGUCAGAAAAUAAUGAGGAAAUGGCCAAAACGUUUUGUCUCACUCUCGGCUGUGAUUGUCUCAUUGCACAUCCUAUUUCAAGAGAGUUAUCAGCAGGCCUGUAAACAGCACAAGUUUUGGUAUUUAUUAUAGCCUACGUCGAGAUUUAGCUUGAGAUCACAGUGUUACACGUCUAAAUUUGUUUAAAAAUCACCAUCAUUUUCAUUAAAUAAAUAAAUAGUGAGUGUUCUUGGUAAAACUUUACAAGGUUUUGUUUGUUUAAGGGCAUCUAUUAUGCAAAAUCCAUUUUUACAAGGUACAAGGUUUGGACAUAAAUGUGUGUGAACACAACCACCGUACAAUGAAAAAAAUCCACCCACUUUGUAUUUAUUUUAUUUAUUUAUUUAGUAUUAUUUAUUAGAGGAUCAACCCCAUGAGAUGCAUCUCGUUUUCAUGGGGGUCCUCAGAAUCAUGACCAAACAACAAGUACAAGCGAAGUAUACUUGACAGUAAAUGCAAUUAUAAUAGAUUCAAAGAAAAAAAAUAGAAUACAAAAAUCCUCAUUUAACCAAAACCGUUUUAUUAGACACACAGCCGUUUUGAUUCUCUGGUUAAUGUGACCUCACAUUGAUAAAGCCCCGCCCACUGCCACUGACUAACAUUCCUAUAUUACCAUAGUUUCCCCCCUAAACGAUUUGUGUACACUAUCCCCCAUAUCUCAAUAGUCUCAGACUGUAUUCACAGGAAUCAGAUUGAUUUUGUUAAAGUUAUAGUUUUGCCAAAAAUGAUAUUAAACCCAUGAUUUACUCA